Messenger RNA from Fulmarus glacialis (Northern fulmar), 1117 nucleotides. It is a transcript of the gene PDCL, whose product is annotated as phosducin-like. The coding region runs from base 50 to 952 and encodes 300 amino acids. The record is from RefSeq and is a predicted model, not a curated record. Gene Ontology annotation, biological process: regulation of G protein-coupled receptor signaling pathway. The transcript is spliced from 4 exons. NCBI's taxonomy places the organism in Eukaryota, Metazoa, Chordata, Aves, Procellariiformes, Procellariidae.
UUUUGAUAGAAGCUUGUCCCUGAAAGACUGAAAAGGAAUAAAGGACAUAAUGACUUCUUUGGAUGAUAAACUACUUGGUGAGAAGCUCCAGUAUUAUUACAGCAGUAGUGAGGGUGAGGAUGAAGACAGUGAGAAAGAAGAUAAAGAAGGGGAGAGCACCAUUCCUGAAAGCGUUGGGGAAGUAGAGCUUAGCAGCGAUGGCAGUGCAGUCAACACAGGUCCCAAAGGAGUCAUUAAUGACUGGCGAAGAUUUAAACAACUGGAAACUGAACAGCGGCAGGAGCAGCGCAGAGAAAUGGAACGACUCAUUAAAAAGUUAUCUAUGACAUGUAGAUCUCACUUAGAUGAAGAGACUGAUAAGCAGAAGCAGAAAGAGCUUCAGGAAAAAAUCAAUGGAAAGAUGACGUUACAAGAAUAUAACAUGAUUCACAAUGAUGAAGAUGAUGAGGAAUUUUUACAGCAAUACAGGAAGCAGCGAAUGGAGGAGAUGAGGCAGCAGUUGUACAGUGGGCAGCAAUUUAAACAGGUUUUUGAGAUUACCAGUGGGGAAGCAUUUUUGGACACAGUUGAUAAAGAGCGUAAGAGCACACUGAUCAUGAUCCAUAUUUAUGAAGAUGAUAUCCCUGGCACCGAAUCCCUGAACGGCUGUAUGAUCUGCCUGGCUGCUGAGUAUCCAACAGUUAAAUUUUGCAGAGUAAAAAGUUCGCUCAUUGGUGCUAGCACUCGCUUUACUAAUAAUGCUUUGCCAGCUUUGCUGAUCUAUAAGGCAGGUGAGCUCAUCGGCAAUUUUGUGCGAAUCACUGACCAGCUUGGAGAAGAUUUUUUUGCUGUAGACCUGGAGGCUUUUCUGCAGGAAUGUGGUUUGCUUCCAGAAAAAGACCUAGUGCUCCUGACUUCUAUACAUAAUCCAUCUGCAUGUUACAGUGAAGACAGUGAUCUGGAAAUAGACUGAACCACUUACACCAAGGGGCCAGUAGGUUUAGUUGUGCUGUGGGAUGUUCUUGUGCUAGGGAUUGUUCUCUUUCUUCCUUAGUGUGGGUAUGUAUUUUUCCCCUUCAUGCACUUUGACUUUUGCUCGUUAAAAAUUUGUUAAAAAUAGUAUCAGGAAUUCCUAACA